This is a messenger RNA of Pseudomassariella vexata, 3072 nucleotides long. RefSeq lists its product as uncharacterized. The coding region runs from base 1 to 3072 and encodes 1023 amino acids. The record is from RefSeq and is a predicted model, not a curated record. Lineage: Eukaryota; Fungi; Ascomycota; Sordariomycetes; Amphisphaeriales; Pseudomassariaceae. The transcript has 2 exons.
AUGGACUCGCCUAGCAAUCGCGGCAGAGGCCGUGGUGGCGGACGAAAGCGUCAUACCUUCCCAUCGAGAUCGUCUUUUCGAUCGUCUGAAUCUUUUGAAAGCCCUUCGGCCGCUGCCACCACCCCAGUCGCAGUACCCCAGACAUCCUCAUCCUUCACCUUUGAGACGCCAAGUCCGAAUGCUAGAGGCACUCGGAUGCGCACCCGUCAUCAAGAUGACGCCCAACCUUCACCUGAUGAGCCAGGAAGCAAGGGCGGGCGCUCUCUUCGAAAGCGUGCUCGUAUUGACUAUACUAGCUUUGAUCAGGCCGAUGACGAGGAGGCCGUAGAGGCCAAGUCCACGCCGCUUACAACGCGCUCAGUGAAGAAGCGAAAGGCUGAUCCCACACUUCAUGACGAAGACUUCAAAGAGGAAUUGGAGACUCGCAUCAAGCGACGUGCCUCAGAACAGCCUCAAAAAAGUACCACACGCCGCAGCACUGCGCGAAAAUCCACCGUUGAACCUCAGCCACCUGUUACGGAGCAACAAGAAGAGGACGUCACAGUCCACGACACGAUUGAGGUUGGUGGCCAUCACAGUGAGCCAUCAGAAUCAUCUUUCCACCACAGUAAUCAAAGCACUAGUUCUGGCGCUUCCCCCAAGAAUGAGUCCACUGCAAAUGCUUCUGCGCCAACCUCCACCUCCGUUCCAACCCAAAUCACCGCCCCGGAACCCACUGCAGAGACAGCGCGCAAGGAUUUGCAGCACCGAAAACCCCAGCCUCAGCUUGAAACCCCACCGGAACCGGAGGUUGAGACCAAGGAGCAGGAAAUCCCCAAGGUGGAGGUUCAUGAAGAGCCUCAACAACUUCCAGCAGAGCUACCGACAGCGCCAGAGAAAACCAAGGCUGAGGAAGCCAUCCACGGAACCCAAACGAAGUUUGCCAUUAACCAAGUCAAUCCACUCGACGCUGCACAAGAAGCCAUCGAACCUGCCACUGAACAAGACAAGGUUCAGCCUUCCAAUGUCAUCCUUAAGCCCAACAGGCUUCUUCCGUCCAGUGCAAUUUUCAAGCAAAGCAAGUUUCCGCCUCCCACCAAAGCUGUCGAGCAAGACGAUGUCGGCACUUAUGCGUACCUCACGCCGUACAUUCAAGGUGCCAGGGUCUUCUAUCCAGCCAGUCAGACGGAAGUCGAGCCUGAAGCUGAGCCUGAAGCGGUACAGGAGGAAGCUGUACCCGAGGAAACCGUCGAGGAUCAACCUGAUGUCGGGGACGAAGAUACACCUGGAGGCACCCCAGGUGGCGCCGAAGACACUGCGGUCAACUCACCCCUUCUCGAUGUUGACGUGCCAUCUGUUCAGCCAUGCACGAAGAAGCAAUUUGCUUUCAAACAAACGCGAUCAGCCUCACAGUUCACAGACUUGUUCGAGAACCCAGAUUCCUUGUCACAAUCUGAACUGUGGGAACGACUGGCGGCUGUGAAUAGAGUUUUGGUUGCAUGGCAAGAUGAGUACAAUGAGCUACGCAAAAUCACCGAUGACGAGGAUAAUGCACAAAGAUAUCAGACGGAAGAGGCACACUUCUCACAUAAACAAAAGAUGCUUCUCAGCAAAGACCCUACCACGAAUCCUAUCCGUACCAAAGACUUCGUUGUCAAGGGCAUCAGAGCAGCCAAGCCGGACCCAAUGGUUACCUAUGCGCGACAACAGGACAGAAUCAUGGCAAAUGCCUACCUGUUCGACUAUGAUGACCGAGAGUCCAAGAUUGGACUACAGGAUCCCGUUGGCCAACGUGGUGGUGCUCACAAGACGCGACUUCGCGACAGACCCAAGCAAACCGCUAAAGCCGCUGAAGCUGAUGAUGUGAAUGUCGUUCAUGGCAAGCGCCCUAGGAAAGCACCCAAUCUUUUCGGCGAUAGUGAAGCUGUUAGCAGAAGCUCUACCCCUGUUCCGGUGCCACAACCACGACGGAGGCGUGGACGCCCCUCGGCAGCGGAUAAGGAAAGAGAGAAGGAGGAAGCCGAGGAGCAGCAUCUGGACGUGCUGCCCACAUCCCAACCUGAGCCUGUUGUUGAAGAGACACCCAAGAAGCGUAAGGGGGGCAGACCCCGAAAGCAUCCUCUGCCCCCGCCUAUUCCCGAGGACGACUUGCCAACUCCACCUGCCCCGGAAUCUGUCGAGGCCGAGGAAGAGAGACCUUCUCGCAAGCGCAGGCGCAGAAACGCUCCUGUCCAAGAGGAGCCUGCCCUGCCCGCCACCAACGGUACAAAUGGCCAUGCAUUGGCAGGACCUACCACGCGUCGACGCAACUCCCGUCUUGCGGAGAUUCCGUCGGGUUCCUUCUACAGCACCGCAUCUGUCCCUUCUACACAACCUCAUGACGAGUCCCGUCCCAACACAUCGUCUUCGACAGCUACCGAGUCGACGACAGGUACCUACCAGCUUCGAGAGAAACGUCAAAAGCGGUUCUCUUUGGGUGAGGAUGAAGAUGAUUUUGAAGAUGAGAUGGAGCAACGCAAACCCAAGCGUGUCCGCCGGACGUCCAAAAAGACCCAAGUUGAGGACUUUGCGCCUGUUCCACACACGUAUGCUCCGAUCGAGCCCGAGCCUCAGAGGCUGCCCAAGAUCAAGAUUAAAAACUUUAUGCCUGGAAAUGGAACGGCUUUCCCACCCGGGCCUGGACCUGCACCGACGUCAGCCCCCGGGGCCAUGCCUGUCAGCUACUCGAUAAACUUUUCCCAGAGCAACAGCUCGACCCCGCCGCAGCUCGCACCUAGCCAGAGCAACGGCAUGGAAAGCCAAAAUGGCAGUCAGAAUGGCUUUUCGGAGAACGGCUACGAAAACAAAGACUAUAGCACCAUGACGAAGUCAGAGAAGAUGUCUUAUUCCAUGAAAGCUCGAUGGGCUUCUGGAUCGAUGUCACCCGCCGUUGCAAAGCGACGCGCAACUCUCGCGGCUAAGAAGGCCGCGGCGAAGCCUGCCACUGCUGGCGUAGUAGCUGAUACACCAGAAAUGUCGGACGUACAAGAGGGAUCGCAAGGGCCUAAUGGACGCGAUCGAGUCGAAGUUCCCGAUGGGGCUGUCUCCCAAUAG